AUGUAUUCGACCGUGCUUCCACUACUCUUGCUAUGUGCUCCAUUAGCACAACAGACCCGAGCAUUACCUAGCCAACAUAAGGCCAGCGAGAAAGCCUUGCCAUAUCUCCUCCGUGCUGGCAGAGACUAUCGCAGUGGGAGCUACCAGAUCCCUAGCGCUGUCCAAAAUGGAACUAGCAAGGCUCGGUUUGACAUCCCAACACCAGAAACCACUCUUGACAUAGAAACCCUCUUCAGGUUGGAUGCACCUCAGAUAGAUUCUAUCAAUGACUCCGUGUACGACUGGUGGUAUUUCGAUGCCGUCUCGGAGACCAACCCCGAUGAUUCCCUAGUCGUCACAUUCUUCUCCUCAUCCGCGGAAGCAUUUCCAUUCCUCGACGCGAAUGAGACCUCCGUGCUCAACGUUUGGUUAUGGGCUUCGUUCGCCAAUGGAACUGUCUUUGCCGAUUCUGUCCCGGCGACUGAGGCGACCGUGACUGGCGCAGAUGCCGCUGGCACUAAUAGCUCUGGCGAGUGGUCCUCCACAGGCUUUAGCUGGGCUGCUCUCACAGAGAAUCUAUCGCAGUAUGAGAUUAUCAUCUCGUCCGAGAAGCUUCAGGUCGAAGGGCGACUCACCUUGACUUCGCGAGUACCGCAUCAUCUGCCCUGUGGAGUUCAAGCGGAACGGACGACACUUGAGAUUGCGCCUCAUAUCGGAUGGGUUAAUCUCAUACCCGAUGCCGUGGGUGAGGUCGACAUGAAGAUCCAUGGGUCGACGCUGAAGUUCCGAGGGCCUGGUUACCAUGACAAAAAUUGGUCUGAUCAGCCUUUUACGGACUCUGUCCAAAGCUGGUACUGGGGCCACGGCCGUCUAGGUCCAUACUCGAUUGUCUGGUUCAGUUACCUCGCCAUUGAUGACCCAACCAACGCCACAUAUGUGAGCAGCUACGUUGCCAAAGAUGGCGAGCUGCUCAUAUCGGCCUGUGACCCCUCUAUUCUCACCGUGAGGCCGGUCGGUAGUCCGGGGACUACUGGUGGGCGAUAUCCGCCACGCAUGGGUGAUAUACCGGAUGGAUUCCGAUUGGAAUAUGAUUUGGGAGAAGCUAGUGGUCAGUUGAAAGUGAAUGUCUCCGUGAGAACUUUGGUCGCUGGGAAUGGAAACGAUUAUAUGCGAUGGACAGGAGACAUAGUUGGGGAGGUAAUCGAGUCUGAGAGCCAGCGAACAGAAGAGGCCGGUGGUGGUGGCCCAGGAAGAGAAAAUUCACCUCUUGUUGGUGUUGCGGUUUUGGAGCAAUUCGUUAUGGUGGAAUAG
This is a messenger RNA of Penicillium mononematosum, 1290 nucleotides long. RefSeq lists its product as uncharacterized. Lineage: Eukaryota; Fungi; Ascomycota; Eurotiomycetes; Eurotiales; Aspergillaceae. The record is from RefSeq and is a predicted model, not a curated record. The coding region runs from base 1 to 1290 and encodes 429 amino acids. The transcript is spliced from 3 exons.